Messenger RNA from Aspergillus ochraceoroseus IBT 24754, 1569 nucleotides. RefSeq names its product tRNA-specific adenosine deaminase. The coding region runs from base 1 to 1569 and encodes 522 amino acids. NCBI's taxonomy places the organism in Eukaryota, Fungi, Ascomycota, Eurotiomycetes, Eurotiales, Aspergillaceae. The transcript has 4 exons. Gene Ontology annotation, biological process: tRNA wobble adenosine to inosine editing. Gene Ontology annotation, molecular function: tRNA-specific adenosine-37 deaminase activity; RNA binding. The record is from RefSeq and is a predicted model, not a curated record.
AUGGGGAAUGAGGAGAAAGAUCCCUUGCCCGGUCGAAUAGCGUCUCUGGUUCAUGCGCAUUUCGAUGCCCUGCCGAAGCGCAGUAAGCCGAUUCUACGUGAUGAUGGAACGAGAGAGUGGAUUCCCAUGACGGGGAUUGUGGUUGUCAAGGGAGAGAAUACACCAUGUGAGGAACUAACUUGUAUAGCAGUCACAACCGGUGCCAAAUGCCUCUCUGCAAGUCAAAUCCCCAGCUGUAAAGGGCUAGUACUGCAUGACUGGCACGCGGAAAUCCUAGCCCUGCGUGCAUUUAAUUUCUGGCUUCUGUCUGAAUGCCACAGUGUCCUUGCACAUGAGAUCCAUUCAUCCAAGGCUCCAGAAGAAGAAGAAGAAGAACAGAAACAGGAAAUGAAGCAGAACUGCUUAUCUCCAUUUAUUCGUUGCCGCCGAAAAAGUACCAGGAAACCCCAUCUCCCGCCAUUCGAGCUCCACCCUGAUAUCGCUAUUUACAUGUACUGCACCUGUGCUCCUUGCGGUGAUGCAAGCAUGGAACUCUGCAUGGCAGCGCAAGAGGAUCCCACACCUUGGACUACAUCAUCUUCCUCAACUACCAAUCCACACCCGAAAUCUCACCCCCCAGACUCGUUAGACGGCCGCGCUCACUUUUCCAACCUCGGCAUCGUCCGUCGAAAACCGUCGCGCGCGGACGCCCAAGCAACCAAGAGUAAAUCGUGCUCGGAUAAGCUUGCACUCCGCCAGGUGUCGUCGUUACUCGGCUACGAGGCUGGGUUGCUGGUUGCGCCGACCCGGAACGCUUAUAUAUCGGGGUUGGUUCUUCCAGAGGAAGAGAUUACUCGGGUUGGGUGUGAGAGGGCCUUUGGAGAGAGAGGGCGGAUGAAAGAUUUAGGGGGGAGGAGCUGGUCCCGAAACCCCGGAAAUGGAAAUGGAAAUGGAAAAGAAUAUCAAUACGCAUUCUAUCCAUUCCAAGUCCUUUCCAUACCCAACGAAAAACUCAAAUCGCUGUGGCCAUUCCGAAACCCCAGAUCAAAUAACCAGGACGCUCUCAAAAAAACCAAACCGGGUACAAUCUCAGCUGUAUGGAUCAGGGCCCCUACAACUCCCAUCCCGGGCGAUUCCAAGCUAUCGUCUCUCGUAGCCGAGAACGGCUCGAAAACGUUACCCGUCCUUCGUGGCUCCAGGACGGGGUUGUUUGAGAAUAUCAUCAACGGGGUGAAGCAGGGGUACAAGGCGUCCGGAGCGGGGCCGGGUGCGCGGGGUGCGUCAGCCCUCUCGAGGGCGAAGUUGUGGGGGUAUUUCCAGGAGAUCGUGUCGUUGUCGUUGGAAUCUGAUUCUCACGGGGAGAAGAAGAAUGAAUCUGCAGAAGAAGAGUUGGGGGCUCUUCGAGCUUUAGUGGAAGCACCGAGUUAUCAAGAGUUCAAGAAGGAGCCUGCAGUUUCGCUAGAGUGUAUUCGAGCCCGCAGCUGCGCUAUACAGGAUGCAAAGGAGGUUCUGGCUGGUUGGGUACCUAAUAUAGGAGAUGAGAAUUGGGGGUUAGAGGUUCUUGUUGACUCGAAGAAACGCAAGCGUUGA